AUGGCUGACGUCAAGUCUCCGGCCAUGCGGGACUCCGAGUCGGGAGAUAAGGGCUCCGACUUGGCCCACAGGCUCGCCGGAGUGGAGAGCAACCGUGAGGUGUACAGCGAGGAGACGGCGCAGGUCAUCGACCCCGUAGCUGAGAGGGCACUGUGUCGAAAAUUCGACUUCCGACUGUUGCCCGUGCUGGCUGUUAUGUACCUGUUCAAUGCUCUCGACAAAGGAAACCUGGGAAACGCGGAGACCAGCGGUCUUUCAAAGGAUCUUGGCUUUGCAGAUGGACAGUAUAAUCUGAUCGUCGGCAUUUUCUUCGUCCCAUAUGUCAUAUUUGCGCCCCCAAUCGCUAUGCUGGCGAAGAAGUUCGGGCCAGCCCGCGCACUGCCCGUUAUGAUGUUCUCAUUUGGGUCCUUGACGCUGUUGACUGCAGCUUCGCGCAACUUCAGCGGUGUCUUUGCUCUCCGGUGGUUUCUGGGAAUGGCAGAGAGCGCUUUCUUUCCGGUAGUCAUCUACUAUCUUACGACCUUCUACCGACGCGGAGAACUGGCUCGCCGCUUGGCCAUUUUCUACGCUGCAUCAAACAUCGCAAACGCAUUCUCUGGCCUACUGGCAUUCGGCGUCUUCCAGAUCAAUUCCCAUCUCAUUGACCAUUCGUGGAGGUGGCUGUUCAUCAUUGAGGGAAGCUGCACCGUCUUGUUCUCAUUCUUCGCCUUUUGGUAUCUACCCGGAAGUGCAGCGGAGGCCAAGUUUCUGACGGCAGAGGAGAAAGACCUGGCCUACCACCGUAUCCACGUUGAUAGCUCUUCCACGGUAAACGAAGAGUUCAGCUUGAAAGAUUCUCUGCAGAUAUUCAGAAUGCCCGCCACCUAUGGGUUUCUGCUUAUCGAAAUAUGUCUCGGUGUUCCACUGCAGGGUGUAUCCCUCUUUCUGCCUCAGAUCGUGCAGCGUUUGGGAUAUGACAAGGUCAAGACGAACCUCUACACCGUUGCGCCCAAUGUAACUGGAGCUGUAAUGUUGUUGGUACUGGCAUUCAGUUCAGAUUUCCUCCGAAUACGGUUUCCAUUCAUAUGUCUGGGGUUCGCCUUCACAUUUAUUGGCAUGAUUAUUUAUGCCACCAUCCAAGAUGUACAAGCCCAAAUUCAAGUUGCGUAUUAUGCGACUUUCAUGAUGUGCUGGGGUACUUCGGCCCCAUCAGUAUUACUGAGCACGUGGUAUAACAACAAUGUCGCGGAUGAGGGCAAGAGACUUGUGCUCACUUCUGUUGGAGUGCCACUGGCAAAUCUUAUGGGCCUGGUGGCGAGCAACCUCUUCCAGACCCGUGAUGCACCAAAAUACCUGCCGGCCCUCAUCGCAACAGCAUCUUUUGGUGCCUGCGGUUUCGUCGUAGCUGGACUUUUGGGUGCGUACAUGACGUUUGAUAACAAGCGGCGCAACCGCCAGCAAGGUGUGAACUUGACAGCUCAGGACGUACCCACGUCGAAGCUGAAGGACGGGCCACAAGUACAGGACUUCCGUUGGUUUUUGUGA
Neoarthrinium moseri is the source of this 1524-nucleotide messenger RNA. RefSeq lists its product as uncharacterized. The record is from RefSeq and is a predicted model, not a curated record. NCBI's taxonomy places the organism in Eukaryota, Fungi, Ascomycota, Sordariomycetes, Amphisphaeriales, Apiosporaceae. The transcript has 5 exons. Bases 1 to 1524 code for a protein of 507 amino acids. Gene Ontology annotation, molecular function: transmembrane transporter activity. Gene Ontology annotation, biological process: transmembrane transport. Gene Ontology annotation, cellular component: membrane.